AGUCCUUUCAUAUUUGCUUAGCUGACUAAAUGCAGCUUGAUCCAGUUUUGGUUGAGGUCGGCGGCGAAGCGAUUUGAGCUUUGAAAUAAUUAAACUAAUAAAAAUACAAAAUUAAUCAUUCGACCACAUUUAGCCUUAGGUUAAAAGGUGACUAUUGACGCGAGUAUGAGCGACACCGAGAAAGAUUUCAGAGAUAAGGAGCCACAGCCUGGCUCGGGGAGCUCCUCCCCACAGCGAUCGGCAAAAUCUGCCAGCCGCUCGCCGGCACGCUCCAAGGAAGGUUCCACCCAUUCCAGGUCGAGGUCUCGCUCGCGUUCCAGAUCCAAAUCCAAAUCUAGGUCUCGUUCCCACCGGAGCUCACGAAGGAACUAUUCCCGCUCUCGCUCCCGCUCCCGCCGCCGCCGUUCCCGAAGCCGCUCUGGCAGCCGGCGGAGGAGCCAUAGCCGCUCGCCCAUGUCCAACCGACGCAGGCAUAUUGGCAACAGGGCCAACCCUGACCCAAACACCUGCUUGGGCGUCUUUGGCCUGAGCCUGUACACGACUGAGCGGGACUUGCGGGAAGUGUUCUCCAAGUAUGGCCCCCUGGCAGACGUCAACAUAGUCUACGACCAGCAGUCCAGACGCUCCAGGGGCUUUGCCUUCGUCUACUUUGAGAACUAUGAGGACUCUAAGGAGGCCAAGGAGCAUGCCAACGGUAUGGAGCUGGACGGCCGACGAAUCCGGGUGGACUUCUCCAUUACCAAACGAGCGCACACCCCCACACCUGGCAUCUACAUGGGACGACCCACAUAGUGAGUUGGUGGAGGUGGCGGCGGCGGCAGCGGAGGGGGAAGCGGCUCGUCAAGGCGUAUGUCGAGGGACUACGACCGAGGCUAUGACCGCGGAUACGAUCGCGGCUACGAUCGGGACUACGAUCGCUAUGAUGACCGGGAGUACCGAUCAUACAGACGAAGAUCUCCAUCGCCGUACUACAGCAGAGGAUACCGCUCUCGAUCCAGAUCACGAUCCUACUCCCCACGUCACUACUGAGCAGUGAAUCGUCCAUGUUUUUUUUUUUUAAAGAUGUAUUUUUUAGAUGUUUUGACCCAGUCACAGCACAGCACACACACACAUACCAAAACUGCAUAGGGAUAAAAAUUUACUGUAAGAAUUCACAGAAUUCAUAACAUACACAAUCAAUGUUCCUGAUCUUGAAUGUUGGUUUGCUAAAAUCUGGACGGAACCAAAAA
Messenger RNA from Hippocampus zosterae (dwarf seahorse), 1229 nucleotides. Its product is annotated as transformer-2 protein homolog beta-like. The record is from RefSeq and is a predicted model, not a curated record. NCBI's taxonomy places the organism in Eukaryota, Metazoa, Chordata, Actinopteri, Syngnathiformes, Syngnathidae. Gene Ontology annotation, cellular component: spliceosomal complex. Bases 166 to 792 code for a protein of 208 amino acids. Gene Ontology annotation, biological process: positive regulation of mRNA splicing, via spliceosome. The transcript is spliced from 8 exons. Gene Ontology annotation, molecular function: RNA binding.